AUGGGUCGACGAUGGCUGGUGUGCGACGGAUCUUCGGCGGUGGAUGAGGAUGUCGGAGACGGCAGCGAGACCCGUGGUCGUGCGGUUGCGCCUAAGUCGUCGGUAUAUGAAGUCGACGGUAUUCUGCGAGAGUCGGGCUAUCAUGUGCCGGGGGUUGGACGGUGGCGGACGGCCGGUAUAUGGAGGUCGGCAGCGACGCGAGGAAGACGACGGUUAUGGCGUGAUGGACGGUGUGUGGACGACGAUGGCAUCUGUUGUGAUGGACGGCACGCGUACGGAGGCAGCGAGGCGGUCACCGGCGUGUGGACGGCAGCAGCCUGGUGUUGUGACGAGCUGUGA
Molecule: messenger RNA, 339 nt
Organism: Striga asiatica
Lineage: Eukaryota; Viridiplantae; Streptophyta; Magnoliopsida; Lamiales; Orobanchaceae
Source: the annotation of a GenBank genome assembly